AUGGUUCCGGCCACCCGUCUUCCAAAUAUAAUGAGACACGUAUGCGUCUGCCAUUCCCUCAAACUCUGUGGUGUUCCACUGGACGAGGUUUUAGCUUCGAAUAUUCUCGCUGCCUCGUUCAGAGCUGUCAGCGAUGUGGUCAUUGACAGGGUUCACACUGUCACGGCCAGUACACUUGCCAAGCUCAUCGAUAAAGCGUAUCCAUCGAACAAGCUGAUUUUGUGUAAUCACUGCUCCAUUCAGUCCUUGGAGGCGUUAGCGCCCGAACUUGUUAUGUGUUGUCCUGCGCAGGAUGUGAGCAUAGAACCAAGUGUAGCUCUGCUGCAUCACAUGUUCGACGAUUCGGCUUUAGAGCGCCUCGUUAUUUCAGACCUUGCUAUUCGUCGAAAUAUUCGCCUCCCUUUAUGUGCCAUCACUCAUCGUGGAAUCAGUCGUGCUGCUCAGGCCUUCCAUAAGCGGUGUUGCGAUGUGAUGGCUGAACUCACCGCCGAAAUGCGUGCACCGAAAUGGGAAAUAUCCGUGUCUUUCCCCUCCUCAAUACUAAUUGAUCGGAAUCUGAUCGAAGUCCCUGUAGAAAUGCGCGGACAGUUCACAAUUUGGAGUUUCGUCUCACGUUACAGUGAUUGCUUCACUGUGGAGGUACGGUCUAUCGAAAAUCUCUUUUUUGUAAUCUUUAUUCAUAGUCGACGAUCUUGCCUUUGUCAAACUUAG
Molecule: messenger RNA, 711 nt
Organism: Haemonchus placei
Lineage: Eukaryota; Metazoa; Nematoda; Chromadorea; Rhabditida; Trichostrongylidae
Source: the annotation of a GenBank genome assembly